Zonotrichia albicollis (white-throated sparrow) is the source of this 6109-nucleotide messenger RNA. It is a transcript of the gene TMEM62, whose product is annotated as transmembrane protein 62. Gene Ontology annotation, molecular function: hydrolase activity. NCBI's taxonomy places the organism in Eukaryota, Metazoa, Chordata, Aves, Passeriformes, Passerellidae. The record is from RefSeq and is a predicted model, not a curated record.
AUGCUGGGGCUGGCGGCGGGGCUGCUAGCGGCGGCCGCCGUGGCGCUGCUGCUGGACUGGUACGGGCCGCCGGGGGCGCCGCCGGCCCCGGGGCAGCGCCGCCGCUGGGCCCCGCAGCCCGCGCCCGGGGCGACCGCCGCCAGCCUGCUCUGGGUCGUGCAGGUUUCAGAUAUUCAUAUCAGCAAAUUUCGGGAUCCCAAACGAGCUCCUGACUUUGAGAAAUUUUGUUCAGAAACAAUUGAUGUAAUUCAGCCAGCACUUGUUCUAGCAACAGGUGAUCUGACAGAUGCUAAGACAAGAGAUAAACUGGGAUCUGAACAGGUAGAAGAUGAGUGGAAAACUUAUCAGUCAAUCCUGAAGAGAUCAAGGGUCACGGAAAAAACCAAGUGGAUAGACAUCAAAGGGAAUCAUGAUUCAUUCAACAUUCCACGCCUGGAUAGUGUUCAGAAUUAUUACAGGAAAUACUCUGCCUGGCAUAAAGAUGGCUCUUUCCAUUACAUCCACACUACCUCUUUUGGGAACUAUUCAUUCAUCUGCGUGGAUGCCACACUCAGCCCAGGCCCUAAAAGACCCUAUAAUUUUUUUGGGAUUUUAAACAUGAAUCAAAUGGCAGAGCUGUCUUCGAUGGCAACAGAAAGUCUACACAGCAACCAUACUAUCUGGUUUGGCCACUACCCCACCUCCACAAUCAUCUCCCCAUCCCCUGGAAUACGAACACUAAUGAGUUCUGCCACAGCCUAUUUAUGUGGACAUCUCCAUACAAUGGGUGGGCUGAUGCCAGUCUUGCACAGUCAGCACCGUGGUGGCACUCUGGAACUUGAAUUGGGAGACUGGAUGGAUAAUAGGAGAUACAGGAUCCUCGCGUUUGAUCAUGACCUCCUCAGCUUCGCAGAUCUCAACUUUGAAGAGUGGCCUGUAGUUCUCAUCACCAAUCCCAAAUCCUUCCUUUACAGCAGUUCUACUCAUGAACCACUAGUCAAAAUUCUUUAUUCCACUCAUAUCAGAAUUCUGGCAUUCUCUCCUUCUGUCAUUGUCUCUGUCAAAGUCUACAUAGAUGGAGUUCACCUGGGGAAUGCACAUCAGGUGUCUGGCCCUCUCUAUGUGCUGAAGUGGAGCCCACAAAACUACAGUGAAGGGUUCCAUCACAUAGAUGUGACUGUCCAGGAUGCUUCAGGAAGAAUUGGCACACGGGGCCAUUUAUUUGGUAUGGAAGAAAACCUCUCUCUUAGAUUUGACUUUUGGUCAUCUGUUAUUCUUCUCACUGACCACUAUGUUCUAGCCCGAGUGCUCUUUGGACUGACUGUGCUGAUUCAGAUUACCUUACUUGUUGUUUUCCGACACCUCCAAAAGCCAGCACUCAAAGGAAAGCCGGGAUUACUUACUCUGACUUCAUAUUCUCUUCAUGUCUUCAGUAAAACAAACACCUUCUAUUACUCAAUUCUGGUUCUGAAUUUAUACACCAUUCUGGGACCAUGGUUUGUAGGUGAACUGAUAGAUGGCCAGAUGGGGGCCUGUUUUUCCUUUGGAGUGUUUGUUGGUGGUUCCUUCUUACAGGGCAGUAUGACAUUUGUGGUUGGGAUUUUACAGAUGCUGUUUUUCAACCUGCCAUUGAUGGCCUAUCUGUGCUGGUGCCUGCUGCUGCGCUGCCGUGGCCACAGCUUCCGUUCCCACCUCCGUCACGUGCGCCGCCUCGUGGCUGUGCCUGUUCACCUGGCAAUGGUGCUGCUCCUGGCCUGGCAGGUCUACUCCUGCUACUUCCUGCAGCGCACUUACGGCACCUUGGCCUUCUUCCUGUCCCCAAUGAGAACGUGGCUGGUGCUACUGACCGCAGCUCUCAUUUAUAAAACCUGGACACUGAAAUCAUCACAGCUCAGAACUUACAUAACAGAGAUAAAAAACUGUCAAAGCUCCUGAAGUACAAUAUAAGUACUCCAAAUUCUGUCUUAAAAAACUGUCAAGGUACAACCUUAUCAUUUUGUGAUGCUGGAAUUCCAUACACCCCACCAUUAAGUGGUAGGACCCAAAGCUGCACCUGCACUGCUACGGAACUGUAUUAAAUAGUUAAUGUACAAUAUGUUAUACACACUUUUCUUCUAUUAUACAACAUACUGUAUAAUACAUGUUAUAUAAUACAGUUAUGGAUUAUACAUCAGUACAGUCAACUUUGGAAUAAUCUCAUCAAUGAGGUUUUUUUAGUGAUACAAAGAUAGAUAUGUCCAUAUGGAUCACAAAUGGAAAUGUUUGCCUAUUACUACUGCGAAUAGAAAAAUAAUUAAUUAUUGAUUUUUAUAAUGCUGCAAAAUAUGAGCAUAGGACCUGAUGAGCUUCUGGAUUUGUGAUCCUUUGAUUUUUAUUUCAGGGUUGACAUGUGUUUUUACAAGACUAGACCAGAUGUCUUUAUGAAGUAAUAGUGAUUGCAAAGGUGCUGUAGUGGCCUUCACAGCCAGAGUCCUAUGCCCAUACAUGUUUUCAGUUCAUAAUGCUGUAUACAAGCAGAUCACAGGUGUGUGUAUGUAUUUGUGUUCAUGUUUACCUGAGCUGUGGCCUAUAGCUCUUGCCCUGGGAGUGCUGGCUGACUAACAGGCUGACUCUCUGGAAGGAAGGAGUUUCAUUUUGCACUACUAAGGCUGCCAGUCCUGCCACCCAUGACUGGUGAAAGGACAGUGAAUUAUCAGUGGUGCUGGGGUUUUCAGCUUCAAGGCAAAGAACGGAGACACUAGCCUCAGGAUGGGAGAGACUGUAGGAAUACUAUGGUCUGAUGCCUGUAAAGUCUGUCAUUUCUGUUUUUCUGGGUCUCAGCUGUGUUUCUGGGUCUUGGCCAAAUGCACCAAAGAGUGACCUAAGAAAACUUAUUUCUUUGUUUUCACUUUUUUCCUAAGUUCAAAAAUUAUAGAACAGUUAGUUACAAUAAUGAAGAAUGCAAUGAUCCAGAGCCAAGAAAACUGAGGUGCCUUGAUCUAUAAAGAACACUGCAUUGCUUCACAAAAGACCAGCUGUGAGUGGAACAUUUAGGUAAUUUUACAGUAACUUACUUAUGGCUUCUCAAGAAAAAAAGAAGGCUAAUUUAUUUAUGGUCCCUUUGGAAAAAAACAGCAGCAACUGUAGUAGAACACAGAAAAAUAAAUCAGAAGAAAAUAUUGAUUACAACAAGGACUUUUGUUAUUUCUAACAAGCGACAGUUUUCCUGUUCCUUCAUUUCUGUUCCUCAAUGAUAUAGGAAAAUAGUAAUGUAAUACUACUAAUAAUCUAAUGUCUUCAAUGUAAUAGGAAAAAGAGCGAGCACCCAUUUACAUGAGGUAAAUACACUGUUAAGAGAAUAAAGAAUGUAAUUUGUUGCUACAAAAGUUUGUUUUGCAAAGCUGUUAAAAAAUCAGAGAUGGCACAAAAUUUAUUUGUGAGAUGCAAUACUGAAAAAUUGAUAAUAAAAUGACAAUUUUUCACAAUUAAAUUACUUUUAUGUUAUUACAGAGAACAGGAAGUGGCAAUAAUAUACUUCAUAUCUUUUGACUUGUUACCAUUGUUAAAUAUAACAUUACCCAAUACUUUUACCCUUAGGCUGGUCUCUCCAAUAGUGUCUGCACUGCACACACUUGAACCCACUGUUUGAUUAACCCCCCACACUGACCAUUCAUGCAUGCUUGUGUGGAGGCUGAUUUUUUUUUUAAUUUUUUUUUUUUUAAGAAGAGAAACCAAAGUGCACUUACCAGUCUAGAAAAUUCUGGGGGUCCAGGAAAGCUGACACACAACCUCCUUUGGUUUCCUCUGCACUUUUGUAACAACAGCUACUAUAAACUGCAGUAGGAAACAUUUAUGUCUGGGCUGGAAAGGUCUUUUCAUGGUGUUGGUGACAUUUUGCAUGAAAUCCUGACAUGUACCUGGACAAUUCAGCACUAAGUACUAAUAGGUGCUCUUAUGAAAAACACCAUGUUUUUCUCAUUGUCAGUGAAGAAGACAAAAAGGAGACAAGAAACAAGAUCAACUAAAAAAAAGCAAAACUAAACCAACCCAACCAAAAAAAAGAACCAACCCCAAAACAAUCAGGAAAGGGAUGAAAAUGGAAGGGAAAAAAGCAGAAGGGAAGAAAAUGAAAUAUAGGGCAGACAACAGCAAUACUUCAAGGUACAAAGGGAAAUGAGAUGGAAAUGAGAUGGAAAUGGAAAUGCACAAGACUAAUAAAUAAAAAGCAGAAGAUUGGCUUAACCAAAACUAAGGAAAAAAGGUGUCUCUGCCCAAUACUGUUUACAUUUUAUUAUCCUUUGUAAAUACUUAUUUAUAAAGAUUGUAGCUGAACUGCCUUACUGUGGUCCUGUGGUCACAAUGUCACAUGAAGACAGACAUGCAUAAAAGUUCACAAAAAGCCCCUAACAGCUCUAGGUCAGUUUUGAAACCACAACAAUGGGGGCUGGAGUAAUAGAGCAGUGAAGAGUUCUCAGGAAUAGAAUGCUAAGUGAAGAGGCUCCAGGAACAGAAUACUAUAAAUCCUUAUUUAGUUAACAACCAAUUUUUCAAAGAGGCUCAAGCAGACACUGUAACAGAAUACAAAUUAAAUAGCAACUUGUUAGCUGUUAGAAGGAAAAUGUAACUUAGAAUUACCUUUGAUGACUGUAAUACUCAGAGACAUCUCCCCCCCACCCCACACUUCCUCCCCCAGAAAAUUUAAAUUUGUCUGUGUAAAUGAUAAUAUAAUGCACUGCACCCAGACUUGCACAUGUGCAUUAGGAAUUUUGUCAUAGGCAUCAGUAAUUAAGCAUGAGUGACUAUUAGUCAGUAUUUAUAUGACUCUUCCCUUGACACCUUUUUGAAUAAAAGACUGUACUUGUUUCCUAGAAAUUGUGCCAGGGCUCUGUGAGUUACAGGAGCUGCUGUUCCGUGUACAUGGAAAAACUGCUGGAUUAUGCCAGAAAGUCAAGAUGACCUAAAGAGAUCAGUAGAGGAACAAAGAAACAAGGACCCCAGCCAAUAGGUUCUAAGGGGCCCAUCUUAAAUCAAGAAGGUAAACAAGAUGGUGAACUGCUUUGGCUCAGAAAUGGUGUUCUUAGAGAAAAAGUAAAUCUGGAAGUGCAAGCUCAUGACCAGGGACUCAAGAAACCCACUGACUCAAAAGAUGAGCAGUUAUGCACACACAGACCUUGUUAGCAAAUAUGAUGCCAGUCAAUUAUGAGUAAAAAUGAGUGUGUAUUAGAGAGAGAGGCAAAUGGACACAUUCCAAGAUGGCUUUGUGGAAUUAAUACCUAGCACCCAAACAGGAAAUAAACCAAAUAUCUUGGCUCUGGGCCAGAUACUGGCUUUACACUGCAGGUACUGAAUCCUGUUUGAGGAACACCACCAGCUGUGUUGAUGGAGAUAAGAAACAGAUGUAUGGGUGUGUUUUUGGGAAAAGGAGAACAGCUUGACCUAAAAAACACGGAAUGCAAUAAAGGAAAACUAAGACAAUGAGAUAAAAGGAAAGAGACUGAUUAUGAUGCUGACAUCUCAAGAGACAGAAAUAAUUAACCAUUUGCCCAGAGAGUUACAGGUCUUGCCUUAUUGUUGUAAAAUGUGAAUUAUGUAAAAAUUCGCUUAAGAAAGGAUGUUAUUUGAUAUUUGAUAUUUAUAUAUUUUCAAGCCUAAUUAACAAGAGAGAAGAUACAACCCACAAAGCAGGUAGCAGCUAACAAGCAAGCUGUAAGUGAUGCCCAGGUGUUAAAGACAAAGUACUUGUUGGCCUCCUUAAAGUUCAGGGCUUGACGUGCUUGAUCUCGGGCCUAGUGGGAAGUUUGCAAAGUUUGGGAAGAAUGUACUACUGACAGAGGACACAAAGAGUGCAGGGUUUAUAGGCCAUAAGGACAUCUGGAAGAACUCCCAUGAUAAGGAAGAAACUAAUAAAGAACUCAGCAACUGUGCUGAAAUUGGCUCUGACUGGAUAAAGGUAAUUCUGACACAGGCAGAUCUCAACCACCGAGUCAAGAAACCCACCAACCCAAAAGAAGUGAAAGAGUGGGCAUAUGGACUAAUUACCAUGAGAAGCAACCUCCAAAGCAUACUGGAUUUUUCUUACUUUUCUUAUUUUUCUUAUUUUUCUUAUUUGUCACCCUUUGUUAAAUGACACCUCUCACAGUAUAAAAUAUAU